This is a messenger RNA of Closterium sp. Yama58-4, 3090 nucleotides long. The record is from the annotation of a GenBank genome assembly. NCBI's taxonomy places the organism in Eukaryota, Viridiplantae, Streptophyta, Zygnematophyceae, Desmidiales, Closteriaceae.
AUGUAUCUUUUCUCUCCUUCUCACACACAGCUCCUGGAGUUUGCGUAUCGCUACAUGACGGACGUGCUGGGCGAGGACCACCUGUACUCAGAGCAUGCAGAUUCGUUCCCUUCUCCAACUGCUCCUUUCCCUUCUCUAUCCCGCUCCAUUGCACCAGCUCGUGGAGUUCGCCUAUUGCUACAUACGGUCAUGCUGGGCGAGGCCCGCGUGGCUCAAAAUAUGCAGCUUCGUUUCACUUCCCAACCCCCUUUUCCCUACUGUACCCCGUUCCCUUCAUCUCACCCACAUCAGCUCCUGGAGUUCGCCUACCGCUACAUGACGGAUGUGCUGGGGGAGGCCCGCGUGUACGCGGAGCAUGCGGGGCACACGGCUCUCGAGGUGGACGAUGUGCGGCUGGCCGUACAGGCUAAGGUUUCCACCUCCUUCUCCCAGCCUCCACCCAGAGAGGUGCUCAUGGAGCUCGCUCGAGCACGCAAUGCCGUGCCCAUCCCGCCCAUAGCGGGGUCGGGGCUCUUUGCGCUUCCUCCUGAGGCCGAGUGCCUGCUACAGCCCAACGUGCAGAUCGCUGUUCCACUGCCCGGCCCUGCUGCCCGAGGAUCGCACAAGAGGCAGCGAGAGGGAGACACAGGAGGAAAAGCAGGAGGGCGGGGAGGAGGGGGGAAGGGAGGGGACGCUGUGGCAAGAGUAAAGAAGGAGCAAGGGGGAACGGAGUCGCUACAAGAUGGUAAAGCUGGUGUGGGGGGGGCUAAGGAUCGAGCCCUCCAAGGCAUGGCGACGGUCGUAGGCAUUUCCGAAGGAGAAAGCGAGCGGGAGACGGCGGUUCCUAGAACCAUAGUAGCAGCUGAUUGGGGAUUCAGCGAGCGAGUGAAGGUCGCAUGUCGCCUGCGACCGCCAUCGCGAGCAGGACCGCUCGCCUGGGCUGUAGCUGCCAAUACCGUCGUCGCCGCACGCAAUCCCAACGCGUUAACGCCGUGCCCGUCGCCGCAGCCCACUCCCCGCUCCAGCACCUCCGAUUCCUCCUCCAAUUCCGCGCCUCACUCGUCGCAUCCCUCACGCGUUUCGCACACACUUCAGCCGACUGCUCCCCUUCCUGCGAAGGCGCUGACCUUCGAGUUCAACCACGUGUUCGGCUAUGAUUCGUCCAACUUUGAGGUAUACACGGAGUUUUGCAAGGGAGCGGUGGAGAGGGCUGUGGCGGGGUGCAGAGCGGUGGUGCUGGUGUACGGGCAGACGGGCACGGGCAAGACGCACACCAUCAGCGGAAGCAACUUGGAAGCGGGAGUUUUUCACCAUGCCAUGGCGGAUGUUUUUCGGGCAGCACAGAAUGCCGACGUGUCUCGUUACAGUGCCAGCUGUCCGACUGCUGACGUCAGUGCAGCUGAGCGUGAGGUUGUGGGAGCGUUGGAUCUGUCCACGUUGGCAGCAGCAGACACGUCACCAUCAGCUGGGAAUGCCACGUCAUCAUCCCCGGGCGAGAAGGGACCUCCAGAAGCAAUUCAAUCGCCACCGUUGAUGUGUUUCCUAUCGGUGGUGGAGAUUUACAACGAGAGAGCUGUGGACUUGCUGCAGGGAGCCAAACCCAGCUCCGUGCAAGUGAAGGAGAAUGGGAGCAGUCGCAGUGGCGACAGCUCUAAGACCAGUUCUGGCAGCAGCCUCUCACACGCAGCAGGGAGGAAGCUUAUAACGGAGCAGCAGCUGCACUCAGUGGAAGAGGCAGCAGUGGCGUUUGAGUUGGCAGGGCACAGGCGCAAGGUGCGGGGCACAAGCAGGAACAAGCAGAGCAGCCGCUCCCACAUGCUCUAUGUCAUUCGGAUCAGACGAACGCUGCCGGGUAGUGGAGCAGAGGGGGGAGCGAAGAGGGAGGCGAGGAGGAGGGAGACGGAGAGCAUUAACAAGAGCCUGCUCGCGCUCACCUCCGUCCUCACGCACCUCAGCCAGGCUCGGCCAGGCCUCCCGCCGUACCGCCAGUCUCUGCUCACGCGCCUGCUGCAACCGUGCCUGGGAGGCAGGUCCGGUAGUGGUGUCGGUGGCAAUGGGGGAAGCAGCGGUUACUGUGCUGUGCUGUUCUGCAUUGAUCCUCAAGACGUCCACGUCAGCAAGACCACUCUCAGGUACUCUGCCAUGACGCGGCGAAUCCGCAUGGACUAUCAACCUUCGAUACUGUCACUCUCCGCACCCAAGCAUGCCCCUCCAGUCGUCCACAGGCCUGCGAGGCGUAGACCAGCAAAGGCCCCUGCUGCUGAGGCACACUCGCACAGCCCCACACCGGCACAAGGGGAGAAACAGAAGAAGUGCGUGCGGACAGGUGCGGACCGGUUGGGUGAAGUGGAAAGGAGGCGAGUAGACGCCAAAGCGGGUGCAGAUGGGAAAGGGAAGGAAGGAGAGGUGGAAGAGGAGAAGGGGGAGCAGGGGGGGAAGAUGGUAGUUGAAGAGGAGGUGAGGGUAGUGGUUGAGGAGAGGGAGGAGAAGGGGUUGAAGGAGAGGAGCAGGGAAGGUGAGGGAGAGGAGGAGAAGAGUCAAGUGCAAUCGCCAGCAGCGUUUCAUCAAACGCUGCAUGCAUGCACACCCCCAACCAUCCUUCCCCGUUUGCUUCCUCCAUAUCUGCCAUGCAUGGUUUCGAAACGACGAUCUCCUGCUGCACCCGCACGCACCGCAUCCGCAUCUACUGCUGCUGCCGCCUCUCCUGCUGAGACCAACAUUGCUGCUGCAGAGCUUGGGUGUGAUUCGAGCCAUCCCCUGUGCCACCAGGCGAAUCCGUGGAAGUGUGCGGCUCUGGUGUGUACAGCCAUGCAGUGCAUUGCACUGGACGUGCAGAGCAGAGGGGACGGGGAGGAGGAGGGAGAGGACGACAGAUUGUUUGAUGAAGCGGAAAUUUGCUUGAAGCAAGUGGAGAGAGGGGAGGGGUGGAGGAAAAUGGACCUGGAAAGGCAUCAAGUUCUGGAAGGAGAGGAUUUAAGUGGUGCAAAGGAAAUUGUGAAAGGGAAUGUUGGAGGCAGGAAGAAGGUGAAGGAGAGGGCAGUUGUGCUGCAGCGCUGGUUGGCGAUGGCAUGUGUUUGCUUUAGCAGCCAGGAUGAUGUUGUUAUGGUGUAG